GUGCGCAGGCGCAGUUCAGCCGGUGUUUUCGACCUCUGCCUUCGGUGAGUUGGAUAGAAAUCAUUGCGUUCACACAACUCUACAUUCAUCUUCAGUCUGUGUGAUCUCGGGUUUGUUUGGGAUAGUGUUUGCACAAGCAUUCGAAGUCCCAAGCCGCUCAGAAUCACUCACCUGUCAACAUGUUCACCUGCGCGAGACUCGUCUCCACACCUGCCCUGGUGCGUGUGGGAUCCAGGUCCCUGUCCAGGCCGGUUUCUGCUGCUGUGUUUUCCAGACCAGAGGUCAAACCAGAGGUCCUGCCUCAGUCGGCCCUCAGGAGCUUCCAGACCAGCGCUGUGAGCCGAGACAUUGACACCGCUGCCAAGUUCAUCGGAGCGGGAGCUGCCACCGUGGGAGUGGCUGGAUCCGGAGCUGGAAUCGGAACAGUGUUCGGGAGCCUUAUCAUCGGAUAUGCCAGGAACCCGUCUCUGAAGCAGCAGCUCUUCUCUUACGCCAUCCUGGGUUUUGCUCUGUCUGAAGCCAUGGGCCUCUUCUGUUUGAUGGUGGCUUUCUUGAUCCUCUUCGCCAUGUGAAGAACAUCUAGCUUCAUAAACGCAUUUAGUACAGCUGUGACUACAUAUUUUUGCUGUUGCUACCCAAACGUCUGCUGUCGGUCUCUGAGAGAGAAAA
Molecule: messenger RNA, 669 nt
Organism: Cyprinus carpio (common carp)
Lineage: Eukaryota; Metazoa; Chordata; Actinopteri; Cypriniformes; Cyprinidae
Product: ATP synthase F(0) complex subunit C3, mitochondrial-like
Biological process (GO): proton transmembrane transport; proton motive force-driven ATP synthesis
Molecular function (GO): proton transmembrane transporter activity
Source: RefSeq, a predicted model, not a curated record